AACCUUUGGAGAGGACGAGUAAAGGAAGAAGUGUUCGUCUCUCUCAUUGUCGGAAGACUAACAGGAAACGGGACGUUACUAUGCAGGGUGGAGAUGCCUGGAACAAUCCUGGCCAACGAGAACAAGAUUUAUAUCAUAGAUGAGUUCAGUCCUCUGAAGGCGGGACUCAGCUGGUGUUUCCUCUGGAUGCUGGCAGCAUUUGUGUUUGUCGGUUGUGUCUUCCUCGUCUUUGUUGUUGACCCGUUGACACCGAAGAAGCUGCGAUCAACGCUGCAGAGUUGGUAUCAGGCAUUGCUUUCCAUCAAGCAGAGAAGAGAACAAGAACAAGGCCUACCUCUUGUAGGUAACAACAGCUACACAGAUUACGGGGACAUCAGCAGGGUCGACACAACGGGAGCCUCUGAAGACACAAUAAAAGCAAACAAGCUGCCAGGUGAACGUCUGACCGGAGUUGAAGCCUCCCACAUGAUGGCAGAGAGAGACCUGGAGGAGAUGCUGAAGUACAAAAGUAUAAUCAAAGAAGUAGGAGAGACACUCCACAUCCACCCGGCCCUGAUUGCUGGCAUCAUCUCCAGACAGUCUCAGGCUGGAACCAGACUAGAUCUAAACGGCUACGGGUUGUCUGACCCGAACUGCUUCGGCCUCAUGCAGAUCAAUCGUCAUUACCACGCAGUGAAAGGAGAGCCGUGUAGCAAGGACCACGUUGACCAAGGCGUCACCUUCCUGAUCCAGCUCAUCAAGACCAUGUUGAGGACGAAGCCGCUCUGGAGCCCAGAACAGCAACUCAAAGGAGCGUUGGCGUGUUACAUAGCAGGCGAGGACAAAGUCAUUCCUCUGGAGAGAUACGAAGACUUGGACAGCGUGACGCCAUACCGCGACUUCUCCAACGAUGUGGUGGCCAGAGCACAGUGGUUCGCCAGCAGACAACACUUCUGAGUGUCAGAUCAGUUCCUUUAUUUCAUUUCCUUUUUGUUUGUGUUUAACUCAUAGACUGUAUAUAAGAAAUGGACGUAACAUCCGUGACGUCACCCAUUGGUUUGUGGACUGCUGCUCGGAGGCCAAUAGUAUCGGAUCUGAGCAGCUCCAUCUUGAAAAUUUCAGGUGCAUGCCGGG
This is a messenger RNA of Scomber scombrus (Atlantic mackerel), 1113 nucleotides long. Its product is annotated as lysozyme g-like. The record is from RefSeq and is a predicted model, not a curated record. Gene Ontology annotation, molecular function: lysozyme activity. Bases 94 to 936 code for a protein of 280 amino acids. NCBI's taxonomy places the organism in Eukaryota, Metazoa, Chordata, Actinopteri, Scombriformes, Scombridae. The transcript has 10 exons. Gene Ontology annotation, biological process: peptidoglycan catabolic process.